CAGGAGAUGGUGGAGGCGGGGCAAGAGGCGUACGGCUUGUCUCUCGUUCGCGUCAAUCAUGAGCACGGGGAGGGGCUGGAGGACCAGGCGCCCCAGUACGUCCUGCUCCGCCGGAAGUGGAGGUGCGGGUUCAGCCGCGGGCUCUGAGCGGCCCCUGCCCGGAUGGCAGCAGUAGUUCUAGGGAGAGACACCAUGGGCCCCGAGCGUAUCUUCCCCAAUCAGACUGAGGAAUUAGGGCCGCACCAGGGCCCUACGGAAGGCACUGGGGAUUGGAGCAGCGAGGAGCCUGAGGAAGAGCAGGAGGAAACGGGGGCAGGCCCAGCUGGCUACUCCUACCAACCCCUGAACCAAGAUCCUGAACCGGAGGAGGUGGAGCUGGCACCGGUGGGGGAUGGAGAAGAUGUAGUUGCUGAUAUUCAGGAUCGGAUCCAGGCCCUGGGGCUUCAUUUGCCAGACCCGCCAUUAGAGAGCGAGGAUGAAGAGGAGGAAGGAGCCACAGGAUUGAGCAACCACAGCUCUAUUCCCAUGGACCCGGAACAUGUGGAGUUGGUGAAAAGGACAAUGGCUGGAGUAAGCCUGCCUGCGCCAGGGGUUCCUGCCUGGGCUCGGGAGAUAUCAGAUGCCCAGUGGGAAGAUGUGGUACAGAAGGCCCUUCAAGCCCGGCAGGGGACGACCCCAGCCUGGAAGUGACUACCCUGAGAGCUGCCUUAUCUCCCUGCAUUCCAGGCCAGAACCAGCAUAGGACUGAACACAUCCCUGGUUGUAAUGUCCAUCUUCAUAUUCUCCAUCUCCCUUUCCACAUCAAGGCAAAUCAGACUUCUCAGAGACCCACUUUAUUCAGUUCUGUACAUAUGGGGACAUUGGCCCAAGCCCAACCCAUCUUAGCAUGUAUCACUGUGGAGAAUAAAGCACCCUAUGUACACAGCCAAAA
Acinonyx jubatus (cheetah) is the source of this 931-nucleotide messenger RNA. It is a transcript of the gene MEA1, whose product is annotated as male-enhanced antigen 1. The transcript has 4 exons. The coding region runs from base 163 to 690 and encodes 175 amino acids. Lineage: Eukaryota; Metazoa; Chordata; Mammalia; Carnivora; Felidae. Gene Ontology annotation, biological process: spermatogenesis. The record is from RefSeq and is a predicted model, not a curated record.